UACAGCUGUGCAACUACGUUUGUUUUGCAGGCUAAUGUCACAAUCAGCAGCGUUACAACUUUUCCACGCUUGACAGAAACGUCGGGUGUUUUUAAUCUCAAGAACGAUUGAGGUUUCGUUCGGGAAAAAAGUUCACAAAAAUCUCUUCACUGAUGAGAUGCCGCCAAAGUGCAAGUUCCAAGAAGGGGAGAAAGUUCUAUGUUUCCAUGGCCCGUUGAUAUAUGAAGCAAAAUGUCUGAAGGCUCAGAUCACGAAAGAGAAACAGAUCAAGUAUUUAAUACACUACGCUGGGUGGAAUAAAAACUGGGACGAAUGGGUGCCGGAGAGUCGUGUUCUUAAAUACAACGAAGGGAAUGUACAGAAGCAAAAAGAAGUGCAACGUGCACACGCCGCUCAACAAGCAUCUCAAAAGGGGAAAAAGGCCACUACUGCUUUAAAGACACAGGGUCGAAAGUCUGAAUCUAGUAAUAAGGACAAAGAUGUCGAAAGCAGAGCUAGCACACCUGGCCUAACUAACGAGAAGAUGGGUGGCCGCUCAAAUAAAACUACGGGGGGUUCCAUUACGCCGUCUUCUCAUGACUCGUCAUCGGAUGCAUCACGAAAAAAGAGAAGUCGCAUAGAUCCAUCCGUAGAAACGGAGGAACAAUUUCUAACAAAAGUGGAAGUGAAAGUAAAAAUGCCAGAUGAAUUGAAGCCAUGGUUGGUCGACGACUGGGAUGCCAUCAGCAGGCAACGCAAGCUAGUAAUUCUGCCUGCGAGACAUACCGUGGAUCAAAUUCUAGAUGACUAUGUUAAAUUUAAGACCUCUAGCAAAACUAAUAAUCCAAACAAGGAGAGUGCCGUAAUGGAGGUGACAAAAGGUCUACGUGAAUACUUCAACGUAAUGUUAGGAACACAAUUAUUGUACAGAUGGGAGCGCCAACAGUACGGAGAAAUUAUUUCCGAAAAGCCUGGGACUCCACCCAGCCAAAUAUACGGAGCAUUCCAUUUGCUUAGGUUAUUCGUGAAACUUGGAAGCAUGCUAUCCUACACUCCUCUAGAUGAAAGAAGCAUCCAGCUUCUGCUGGCGCACAUUCACGAUUUCCUAAGAUACCUCCACAAGAACAGCAGCGACCUGUUCAGCCUUCAAGACUACGGCGCGGCAUCCCCGGAGUACCACCGGAAGUGCAGCUGAAAUUAUUUUAUAUAUUUUUCUACAUAAAGGCUCAGCUCAUGUGUUCCCGUCUCGCGCAUAAUUCAUUUAUCCGCUCGGCAUCGCACAUUCACCGCGUCAAGAGCGACUUCUGCGGACAAUAAACACCAAAUGUUGACAUUCA
Molecule: messenger RNA, 1316 nt
Organism: Orussus abietinus
Lineage: Eukaryota; Metazoa; Arthropoda; Insecta; Hymenoptera; Orussidae
Gene: MRG15
Product: mortality factor 4-like protein 1
Exons: 6
Coding region: 158-1174 (338 amino acids)
Biological process (GO): chromatin organization; regulation of DNA-templated transcription
Cellular component (GO): nucleus; NuA4 histone acetyltransferase complex
Source: RefSeq, a predicted model, not a curated record